This is a messenger RNA of Aedes aegypti (yellow fever mosquito), 2923 nucleotides long. RefSeq names its product sodium/potassium-transporting ATPase subunit beta-2. Gene Ontology annotation, molecular function: ATPase activator activity. Gene Ontology annotation, cellular component: sodium:potassium-exchanging ATPase complex. The record is from RefSeq and is a predicted model, not a curated record. Lineage: Eukaryota; Metazoa; Arthropoda; Insecta; Diptera; Culicidae. The transcript has 7 exons. Bases 580 to 1560 code for a protein of 326 amino acids. Gene Ontology annotation, biological process: sodium ion export across plasma membrane; intracellular sodium ion homeostasis; potassium ion import across plasma membrane.
AAGCAUCAACAAUACCACACAGUUUCUUCACGAUCGAAGACCUGUUUGGACGGUUUCGCGAAUUGGAAACUCCCUUCGAGCGACGAAAUCUAUCUUUAAUUUGAACGUAGAUUUUUUCUCCCUCUCUGCUUAUAAAUAUAAAGUCCCCAACGCGUCCUUUUGACGCCUUUUUGCAUUAGGAAAAAUAUACACGAUUUUUUCGGUCGUUAUAUUUUCCCCAUCGUUUUGCUCUCGCGCGCGCACCAUUCUGAACGCAAAUUUCGAAUAUCGCAGUGAUACAUAAAAGAAGGUUACCGUGAAUCUGUAAGAUCACCGCCGAGUAACUCGUGUUCGUCUCGCUAAAACUUCUAAGCAGUGGCAGCAGAAGUACAAAAAAAAAGUUGUUCGAGUGGCCUUCGACAGACCGUGUGUAGUGGCUAUGCUGCGGGGAUAGAGUUGCAGCCCUUCGACGAGCCUAAUAGCAAAACUUCCACUGGUUGUAUGCGUUCGUGUUGAAAACAGAGUUGAUUGGAAGAUUCCUUUUCGGUUGAGCAAAACGUUCUCUGAAAUAAGAAAAAGUAUAAGCAAAAGUGCAGCGAAAUGUCCAAACCAAAGUCCCCAACUGGCCACCCAAUUCCUGAGGCCGAACAGGAAGCUUUCUUCGUGAGGAGCAAACCGGACCCAAUCCCAUUCAGCAAGUUCCUGUACAACUCCAAUGAGGGAACCGUUCUUGGUCGCACUGCGAUGUCAUGGGCCAAAAUCGGUACCUUCUACAUGAUCUUCUACUGCGUGUUGGCCGCUCUGGUUGCCGUCUGCAUGUGGGUAUUCUUUCAAACCCUUGACCCAAGGACUCCGAAGUGGCAGCUGGAUCAGUCACUAAUCGGCACCAACCCAGGCUUGGGCUUCCGUCCACUCCCGUCAGAAGACAACGUCGAGAGUACGCUCAUCUGGUAUAAGGGCACCGAGGAGAAAAAUUACAAGCAAUGGACUGAUGCGCUGGACGAUUUUCUUCAAGACUACAGAACACCCGGUCAGAUCUCCGGCCGAGGACAGAACAUCUACAACUGUGAUUACACUCAUCUACCACCGCCAAGGACCGUCUGUGACGUCGACAUCAAGCAGUAUGGCCCGUGCACCUUGGAGAACCACUACAACUACCACAAGAGCGCGCCGUGCAUAUUCCUGAAGCUGAACAAGAUCUACGGAUGGAUCCCGGAAUUCUUCAACGACUCUGCCAACCUGCCAACCAACAUGCCCAAGGAUCUCCAGGACUACAUCAAGAACGUCGACGAUAAGGAGAAGCAUACCAUGAACACCGUUUGGGUGUCGUGUGAAGGCGAGAAUCCCGCCGAUAUUGAGAACGUUGGACCAAUUAAGUAUUACCCACGACGUGGUUUCCCCGGCUACUACUAUCCCUACGAGAACUCCGAAGGCUAUCUGAGCCCCCUGGUUGCGGUACAUUUCGAGCGUCCAAUUCGUGGAAUCAUCAUCAACAUCGAAUGCAAGGCUUGGGCCCGCAACAUCAAGCACGACAGACACGAACGGUUGGGUUCGGUACACUUCGAGUUGCUGAUUGAUUAAAACCGGUCAAUCCGGUAACCCAACCAGAUGCACCACCCAUCUUAUGGUGCUAGCCACGUGUCUAGCGCGCCGCUCUCCCUGCCCUUCACCACUUCAAAUCGAAGCGCUAGAUAGUUUUUAAUUAAAUUUUCAAAACGACAGCAUCAAAAUAAGUCAAAAGUCAGCAACUCAUCAGCAGCUUCGUAGCAGGAGUUUUAAGAUACGCUAUAUUUCUCCAAAAUUUUACCAUCUUGUCAAUGUUUCGAUUGUAAUGAAUUUUUAAAACAAUACCCUUUUGCAUAUGCUUGUUAAUUUAAAUCCGUGAGAGUAAAUUAAGAUUAGGCGAUCUCCUUAGAUCUUCUUAGAGGACACGAAAAAAAAAACAAAACCAACACAAAAAGACGUUAAGAAAAUCUGUCUAUUAAGGAUGUAAGAUGUUGUGCUUGUAAUUUUUAUGAGUGUAAAUAAUAAAUGAGAGUCCAAAUCGUUAAUUGACCAUCAUUUCAAUAACCGGACAGAAAGUUGAAGACUCCGACAUAAGUGGCUGACAUUUCACAGCCCAAGCACACAACAUUCGAUCAGUCAGUCAAAAGCGAAGAGUUUUGUAUGAUGCUUCCGCAUCUAGUACUACUGCCAAUUCGAUAGUUCAGCUCUAUAAAUAUUCGAAAAUUACUGGCUAAGUGCCGAUGCCAUCAUCGAUAGCGCAUUUGAAGUGAUCCGAAAACGUUCUCUACCUUAAAUAUUACAUAUCGUUGCUUAGCACAAUUGUUGCAAAAUACCAUUUUCUCCCAUCGUAUUUCAAAUCAGAACCAACAGUUAACGUUCUUAUAACAAAAUUUCUUGCAAAUCCAAGUCAGACAAACGACGUUUAAUAAAACAGUAUAGCUACGAUAGAUAAAUUUAUUUAAAUAUAUAAAGUCAGAGAAAGUAUUAUUAACAGUGGCAAUAUGGCAAUGAUCGACCAAGUUUUCAGUGUUCAUGAUUAAAAUAAAGUGCCAAUACAAGCUUAUGAUAGGACAUUUACUGUACAGCAACAAGCAAAUACCCACCUUGUAUUCUACUACUUUCAAUUGUUUACCAAUUCGCAUUUAAAAAAAUCUCAAUGUUGUACGUGUUUUUUCAAGUUUCCUCAUUGAAUAUGGUUUUAUUGUUUCAAACAAGAUAAUUGCGUCCUUGGAAUCAAAAUUCCACGAUUAAUAUAGUUUGUUUGUUAAGAUGUAAGCUUUCGAUUAGGUUCUUCAUCAGUCGACGUGUGCUUCAUACUAUCCUAUUAUUGCACCAAAAUUAGAGAGAAACAUUUUCUACUUUUGAAUCAAAUUGACAAAACUUCACCACUUUGAUACAUCGUUGAAGAAAGGAAAGAAAUAAAUGAUAGAAAACCUAA